AGAAGAAAGCUGUUCCUUGGAAACAAGGGACGCCUGUGUGGUCGCUAUGUACGAAGUAAAGCAAAGUACGGUCAGAAGUUGGCAACAUUAUGAGCUGUUUUUAUGUUUCCUAAUGGAUGUGAGGUUGUAUAGGUUAUAAAUGACCUCUAAAUGAACCUGAGACACUUUUUAGCACCGUGUGGAGUUAACGUUAGCUAGCAAACACGGGUUUAGCCUCUAGCCAGCAAGCUAACGUUACUGUCUCCAGGGCGGGAUGAAACAGUCCCACUCUGGGAUUGCUACUGUCCACACAGCGUGUACUAUCAUGUAUCAAUCAAUAUCAAGUGUAUUAAGUAAAAGUUAGCCAGAUAGCGUAAGGAAGAGCGUCAGUUUAAAGAUGUGGAAACGAGGCGGUCGAAGCUCCGCUCUGGACCGGGCUCAGGCACUGCUGUCCGCCAAGAGGACCAGCGGAGGGGGCGCUGAGUCCGUGCCGGAGCCUGCAGCCACAACACGGGGACAUGCGGGUGCUGUGGGUGGGUCUGUGAAAACCAGGUCUGCUCCCCCAAAUACACACACUUUAAUCUCAGAUCUGAGUGACCUGUCCUCAGUCAGCUCUGCCCCUGAGCAUGGAGCGGACGCCGCGGGCUCUGCUGCUGCUGGGAAGACCCGGGGGGAUUCUACUGAGGAUCUCAGACCUCAGAGCUCCCUGGGUGGAGGACGGAGCAGGUUCUUGAAGAAGGCUCCACCACCUGCAAUCAACAGCAGCUACUCGCCUGUCAGCAAGAGCCAAAUGCAGCAGGAGCCUGAACCCAGGUAUGUGUCAUCUUCCCAGCGAGGCUCCCAGAAUGCUGCUUUGAGUAGACUGGCUCAAAUUGAGAGCCGCAUCCGCAGCCGCAAGCAGGCCGGACAGGGGCUAAAACCGGCUGAGAAUCAAACCUCAGACAUGGGGAUUCCACCACCGCCGGCAGCCCAGUCCCUGGAGGCCUCUGUGCAGCUCUCAGCAGCUCAGUCCAGCAGUGACCAGAGCCUGAAGGGGAAAGUUUUCCCCAAGAAUAACACAACAAAGGCUGUGAAUAAUAGUAAUGCUGCUGCUGCUGCUGCUAGGUCCCAUCAAGGCCCAGAUGUUGGUGUUAGGUCCAGGUCCAGAGCUGCUGAUGCUGUAGUCCCUUCGGCAGGUUCGGAGACAAAGUCAGUGAGAGUAGUGAGUGGUGUGAGUCUGGAAAGUGAUGAAGAGGACAUGAGGAAACUGCUUGGAGAGUCAUUGGAUUCAAUAGACAACAGCUUCUUAAUACCUGGGAGACCAGCGGACAAGAUGUUGAGCAAAAGCCAUUGGAAGGUCCACGCCACACCUUCUCCCGCCGCUGUCCCUCCCUCAUCAUCCUCCAAUACAGCUCCACCCCGCUCCCCUGCCUCUCCUUCUCACCGCAGCUCUCCUUUUCGAUUCACCGGUCAGGCUCAGGCUCACUUCAGCCCCUCUGUGCUCUCCCCGUCCCCCUCUCCUCCCCGUGUCUCCCCUUCCCCUCUGGGGAGACUGCACUCCCCUCACAGGGCGCAGAGUCCACCGCGGUCCCUCUCCUCUAUGUCAGGCCGCAGUGAGGUGCUCUCUCUGGAGGAGCUCUUCCCUGUUGGGCCUGGCUCUGAAGACCCCCACAGUGAGAGGAGCACAGUGUCCUCUGAAGACUUCAAGAUAAAUGUGAUGACAUUAGACGACCUUGGAUUUACAGAGGAAACACCUGUAAAGGAGAGAGGAGUCAGCGCCCCUGUUCCUGGACCCCCAAACAGACAUCAGCUGCCAAGAUUGAAGGAGAAAGAGGAGGAACAGCAGCUGAAGGAGGAGGACCUGCUGGACUACCAAAGUGACUUUGAGAGCGAGAGCAGGACAGAGCCAAAUUACAGCACCAGCCAGGUUUCAGAGGACUUGCAAGGACAUGGAGAUGGAGAGGAGGAGGUGUCGGAAGUCAGAGAGCAGGCUUCUGAUUUAGACGUGUCCCGUGGGAGGACAGAAGAUGAUUACUCGAGCGCUUUCUCAGACACAGGACGCUCCUACACCUCACAGACUUCAGAUCACAGCCAAACACUCAGCAGAAACAGGGGCUCCAGAUCCUCCAGAUCCUCGGUCUCACAUGGCAGCCGGACCUCAUCUCACCAGUCGAGGAGGCGUGCUUCAACUAGAAAGGUUUUAAAAGAGGCAGCAGUACAGACUCAGUCUAAUCCACUGGUUCACACAUGGCCCGGUAUGGCUCCUGUGGGUCCAGCAGUGGGUAUGACCUACCUGGAUCCCUCCCCAGUGCUCACUCAUACUCUCAGUGCAGAAAUGGUGGAAGCUCUCAGCACCUUCAACCCAGCUGUAUUUGCACUCAAUGAACUGCUGAAGCAGCAACUCGCCAUGACGAGGCGGUUCAUUGAAAGCAGCCGCCAUCUUCAUUCCAGCCUGGUAAAGAGCCUGGAACCACCAAACUACAGAUACACCACGCUGGAGGACACCAAGGAGUACAUUCGCAAGCACAGAGCUCCCAAACUGACAAUGGAGGAAGCCUUAGAGGAGGCGCUGCAGGAGCAAAGACUACCGACACAGACCACUGAUUGUCCUCCAUUACUGAACCAGCCACGUGCUUAUUAAAAUAUGUCAUUAUUUUUAUAUUGUGGUUGUUGUUUAUCAAUUGAAUGUACGCCAUGUUGAUUUGAAUGCUUUUGUAAAAGUGUAAACAUGACAUACCUUCAGUUUAAACGAACAAUAUGUAAUAACUGACGCUGCAGAGGUCUCUCACAUCAAUAACAAAAGACUACGUUUGAUGACGUUGUGGGAAGCAGCGUGGGAUCAUGGGAGUUGUUGUCUUACCAACACUAUUGUCACUGCAGUCAGCUUCUCCUGGUUAGAAAUCCUUCAGUGUUCAUUGUGACGGAGCCAGAUUAUCAACAGAGGUCUCCUCCGCUCCCAAAAAAGGACCUGCUGACAAGAACUGGUAAAAACACUAAAUAAAGCAGUUCCACCUUAAGAAUCAGUGUUUCUCUGAUGCUGUUUGGUGGACAAAGGGUGUUAGUUCAGCUUGUUUCUCUGAUAACUUAAGAUCCAAACGUCUGAUGACUGAAGAAGAAUCAUAAAAAUGUGGCCUGAAACUGGAUAAAAAGUCAAUUUAUGACAGACAGCCACAACACAUACGCAAAGAGGCUUGACAGGUGACCAGUGAAACGCAGCAUUACCUGAAUAAAAUGACUACUGAAUUUGGGAUAAUGGUACACAACUUAACUACAUAUAGAACAUAUAACUACAUAUAUGGUGUUUAUAGACAUUUUAAUGUGGAAAUGUUGCAUAUUAUAGUUUUAGGAUUAAAAAAAUGACGGUGUGUGAAUUGGAUGGUUUUGUACCUUCAUUGUGUGAUUUGACUGAGACGCCCUCAUCCUUGCUGAAACAGUAUAAAGCACCAACACUGUCACUUGAACUAAUGACUGAAUGAAACUGUAUGUCGUGACUGUUGGUUGUAAUGCACCACUUAAUAAUUAUAUUUCUGUGUAGUUUCUGAAACUGUCUUUGAAAUCAACUUCUGCAUCACAGUAUAAAAGAUCUAGUGUUUAUCUCUA
Dicentrarchus labrax (European seabass) is the source of this 3558-nucleotide messenger RNA. RefSeq names its product chromosome unknown C19orf44 homolog (gene cunh19orf44). Lineage: Eukaryota; Metazoa; Chordata; Actinopteri; Moronidae. The record is from RefSeq and is a predicted model, not a curated record. Bases 377 to 2599 code for a protein of 740 amino acids. The transcript has 10 exons.